UAGCGCCAGGAGAAUAGGUGAAGACGGCGACCUUCGCGACCAGCUCAAUUCAAAGGCCGAUGACCUGCGAAUCCAACUAAACCGUUCGAAGAAGUCCGAUCUGCGACGACGUCUCGAGUCAAAAAAGAAAAAGCCCGCGGAAGCUCCUCAGUUCGAGAACACAACCGACGAUUUAAGGAAGCAACUCGAAUCAUUGCGAGCUACCCGCACGCCAAACAUUAGCGUCAUAAUGGGAGGAUCGCCUCCUUGCGGCGAUUCAGUUCGAGCCGUCAAAGACUAUAAGCGACAAGCCACCACUUCCAAGAAGUGGCCACUUCCAGUCGAAAAUGAUCACCAGAUCACUUUUUCGGCACUAGAUACCAAGGGUAUCCACAUGCCGCACAACGACCCCUCCUCGUCGAUCUCGACAUCGGAGAGUGCCUAGUCGC
Brassica napus (rape) is the source of this 428-nucleotide messenger RNA. RefSeq lists its product as uncharacterized. NCBI's taxonomy places the organism in Eukaryota, Viridiplantae, Streptophyta, Magnoliopsida, Brassicales, Brassicaceae. The record is from RefSeq and is a predicted model, not a curated record.